AUGGCGAGCGAAGCCAGACAACGCGAUCAUGAUCUCUUAUCGUUUAUGUCCAUUUUCCUCAUUACGCAUCAGCGCCUCGAUCUUUCUCUGACACUUCUCAGCGUUCUCAUCGACGACGCAAGUAUCGAUGUUCAAGUCCGAUCCAACAAAGGCGGCUAUUUCUCAGUCUGCCUUGCAAGAUCCAAGGAUUUGCUUGAGGCCCGCUUCCUCAAUCGCAACGAUGACAUAUUGCCAGAUGCAAGAACUCUCCCAGAGCUUGUCGCCGUCAAGAUUCCGCGGCCGGAUGGUGAUCUGAAUAGUGCUCGCAGUCGUAAGAUGUGGUCUUCCAUGGCUAUGGAGUUGCAAAUCCUGCGAAACAAGUUUAUCAAGAAUCAUCCCAAUAUCGUGCAGUUAUUGGGAAUAUGCUGGAAAUCUGUCAAAGAUGGAGUUUUGAUGCCUUCAUUCGUCCUUGAGGCAGCGGAAAUUGACCUGGAAAGGUUCUUGGACAACCCCAAGGCCCUGGAAUAUCGCAAGGUAUUGGGCCUCGCAGUGGAUAUUGCCACGGGCGUUCGGGCCCUGCACGACGUUGGUAUCAUACAUGGCGACAUAAAGCCAGCAAACGUCCUUAUCUUCAAGGAUCCCCAACUCACCUAUGUCGCCAAAAUCGCCGACUUUGGAUCAUCUCUCCUUCGAUCAGACAUCAAAUCUCCCAUGAAACUGCCUUUUGGCUCAGGGUUCUGGCAAGCACCAGAAUGCCGAGACCAUCUAAACGGCGACCAGCUUACCAAAGCGGAUAUAUACUCUGUCGGUCUGGUUUUAUGGCGACUACUCGCUGGAGACAUGAUGCACUUAUCACUAGACGCAGUUAAGGAUGACGGCCUGACGAGAGAUGCAUUCUUCGAACAGAUGAAACGAAAUGACGAGUUGAGAAUUCCAGCUUUGGUUCAUCAUUGCAUUAUGUGCUUGGAAGAUAUCCUCGGCCCCGAUGAGAAAACAGAGCCCUCGAGAAGCAUGUAUUCAAUCCACAAAGUGGUUGACGACAUGGCAUCUGUUAUCAUGAUGACAUUGAUCCAGCCGAAAUCUCGAUCCGAUAUCAAAGCACUGCUGGAGAACCUGCGAAUCGUUAUGCACCAGUAUCUCAUAUGGGAAGAGUUCCGUAGCAUCUAUUCCGAUGACUUCAAAAAGAGUGGACCUAUUAAAAUGAACCCGCAAGAGCAGGACAUAUGGCUCCAGCCAGGCCUUGAUGAGCCAACCGAGGACGAUGUAAAGAGAGUCCUGCGUCUAGGAAGGUCGACGGAGUGGCUCAAUCAGUCUUUCAGUCGUAUCAGACUCGGUGGCUCGGUUGCUGAUGUCCCUGGAAUGGAUCAGAUACCUGAGAGUGUUGCCGCUACUCAUGUUGCGGAAACUUGGAUGCGAUGGCGAAAGCUAAGAGAUCCGAAGCCCGACGAGGCUAUAGCCCUUCGCCCAGGACGAGCGAUACUAGAGGCAGACUCUUCCAUGGGGACACUGAGGGUCUUGCCACCCGAGAUCAUAAGUAAUGUCAUGCGAGAGGUAAAGCGAGUUGCACAAGACCCUAAAGAAGACCAAACUCGCCGCACAGAAGCAGCAUGGCAGUGCGCAAUGUUCUAUCUUCGAACAGUUCAGCUCCACCCCAAAAGUCAAGGCACAAUCGAUGAAUCACUCUCACUGCUUCUUCAAGCUGCAGAAGGAGGGCACAUGGGCGCUCGUGGAAUCGCUAGCCACCUGUACCAUUCUCUGGGGAGAGAGUUUCCUAGGUCGAGGGAAACAGAUCUGGCCUGGCUGCGAGAUGGCAUUUGCAACGGCAGUGAGACUGCGAAGCGUCGCCUGCAGUCUCUAGACCCAGAGUUGUAUACCCGAGCAAUCGACCUACUGCGUACACGGUACUCUGGUCUUGGACUUGAGACCCCACCACAGUACUGGGAUCAAGAGACACUCUCGGAUGACGAACUAUUUCGCGAGACUCGAAUCCGUCACCGGAUUGGCAUGGACGCUAAUCAGGAACAAACUGUACUUCUCUGUGCAACAUCUAACCGUCUUGAGCUCUUGAAACAAUUGACCGAGCAUGGCUUUGUCAACGUCAACCACGUCAACGAAUGGAACGAGUCUCCUCUUUUAUGGGCUUCAAGAGCUGGGCAUAGAGACGUUGUCUUUCACCUUUUGGAUUGCGGUGCUGAUCCCUCGGUCAGUAGCGACGAAGGGACUGCUCCACUUCAUUUUCUUAGCUCUUUCGACGAUGAAGAUAUUCGUGAGGUGUGUCGACGGCUGAUCGAGGCUGGUGCAAAUCUCGAGGCUCGUUCAAACGCUGGACAUCGAUAUCGACGAGGCUUGGAUUCGACGUACGGUGAUGUUGAUGGAACGUCACUAACAUGGGCCGUCGCAGCGAAUAACAGAGCGGCCGUCCAGGCAUUAACCACCUGUGGUGCUGAUCCAUUUGAUCUUCCGGGCCUGGAGAUUUCGUAUUCUGAUACCUUCGGUGGCAUGUCCCACGUCUCUCCCGUCUGGUUCGCUGCGAUGAAUCACCAAUACUACAUGCUCGAGAUCUUAUUGCGGAAUGUAGCCAAAGAGAAGAUCAAGAAUUUCAUCGACACGUACCGGAGAAAGUUUGGAUCGAACGAUAUGUCUGGACAAGACAACCCCAUUAUCGCUUGGUGCGUAACUUAUGCUGCUCAAGGCAUAGGUAGAAGAAUUCUCUUCCAUGGAAAACAACACCAAGAAGCUUUCACCAAGACUCUUGAUAUGUUGGUGGACUACGGCGCUGAUACGGACGACGUCCACCGUCUGGCUGUUCAACACGGACAGCCAUUCGUGCUGGACUAUCUUCUCGGUUCUGGAAAGAUACCGAGGCCAGCACCACGGAAGUGGAUGGAGUUUAUUCUGAUUGCAGGGGCGACACAAGAUUGGAUCACUUUCGAUGUGCUGCUUCGUGACUCACAAGCAGAUGAUCUUUCAGCAGAACAGUGGCAUCUUUACUACGGAUCUUUCAGGGGUUUGCCGAAUAAUAUUGAGUAUCUGGACGUAUUCAGGAAACACAGAGACCCUAAAGCAGACUACUACCUUCACUACACCAAGGCCCUCAUGAGCGGAAAGUUCAUCCUUGCUCGUUGGUUUUACGACACAGGGAUGUGUGAUCUUACCCAACAAGUCAGUACAACAAAAGAGACCAUCCUGGGCUUACUCCUCCGUCGCUGUAAAUCCUACUCCAACGCGAUUCUUCAGCUCGAACAGGUCUUACAACUAGAUCUUCCCGAUUCGUGCUUCUGGGAUGUAUGUAAGAUGUCUGACUCCAGCUUCACUGCUCUUCACCAAGUUGUGUAUUUCCCAGAGUACCAGACCAGUAGUACUAUGGCCAACACAGCGCUGAGACUGAUCGUUCAGAAGUGGUAUGACCCAGAGCAUCUCAAUGCUCAAGUCGCAGAGGGAGAGUUUAGAGGGAGAACGGCACUGCAUAUAGCUGCGCUGACAGCCAAUGUCGGAGCCGUUCGGUAUUUACUCCAAGAGGAAGAAGAGUCCCUUGACUUGACGUUACUGGACUGCAACAACUUCAGCAUCGUGGACACAGCAGCUUGGGGAUUAAUGAGUCAGCAAAGUCGUAUCAAACUAUGGGAUCUUCCGACAGAAUACCACAAGUCAGCUGAUUUAGAUCACUGGCGAAGUGUCAUGGAGAUUCUAGUACGGCUGCUGAAAGCUGGGGCUAAGCCGAAUAAGAUUGGCCUUGCUGUGACGAGGACUGAGCAGGAGAAGAUCCAGGUUUUUGAUCUUGAGAAGUUCAAGGUUUUUACUGUUCCCUUUCGUAAGUCUCUUUACAAUAUAUAUGAGCUAGGGGAUGUUUCUGACUUCUAG
Molecule: messenger RNA, 3840 nt
Organism: Fusarium musae
Lineage: Eukaryota; Fungi; Ascomycota; Sordariomycetes; Hypocreales; Nectriaceae
Exons: 4
Coding region: 1-3840 (1279 amino acids)
Biological process (GO): protein phosphorylation
Molecular function (GO): protein kinase activity; protein binding; ATP binding
Source: RefSeq, a predicted model, not a curated record